This is a messenger RNA of Talaromyces atroroseus, 3087 nucleotides long. RefSeq lists its product as hypothetical. The transcript has a single exon. Gene Ontology annotation, molecular function: protein binding. Lineage: Eukaryota; Fungi; Ascomycota; Eurotiomycetes; Eurotiales; Trichocomaceae. Bases 1 to 3087 code for a protein of 1028 amino acids. The record is from RefSeq and is a predicted model, not a curated record.
AUGCCUUACAGCGGCCUUCUAAGUCGAGGCCUCCUCCUGUGCAACAUCUGGGCUGUGGCCGCCGCAUCAGCCCCUUACGUCCCGACGCAUAUCUUCACUUCGCACGCCUCAAAUACCAGCUUUGCGCUUGUCCUCCAACCAAAGGGUGACCAGACCGGGGUUGAGCUUCUCUCGUUGAACUUGUCAACCAUCAACGCCAGCAGUCCCCAGUACACAGUCCUCUACAAUGACGUUCCCUUCUCCUCCGCGGAUAACGAUGCGUUUGUGCCCAUGUCCGAUUCGAAUGGAUCCUUGACGGUAUUCACGGGGAAUUGCCAAGCGUCGCAAAAUGCGUCGCCGAUGCUGUGGACUUUUCAGCCCGAUAACAACAGUUCCAUUGGUAAUGGCACUUGGGUUUCGUCGCUGGUCAAUGGGAAAAGCACGGCAGGGACAACAAAUACUACGACUGGUCCGGGGUAUCUUGCGAGGGGAUUUGGGUUUGGCUCUUCGAAUGACACAAGGCCUGACUAUUAUACAUUCGGCGGCAUGUGUCCAUUUGACAAUAGCACUCAGGCCGACUGGAUGUCGGCAGCGGAAUACUCCAACCAGAUGACGAUGCUGGCUCAGGCGAAUUCCUCAUCAGAAUUUUCCGGCUUCAUUGAACAACAGUCUGAAUCAUCAAACUCGCCGAUUGCCGAGGCCGGUUAUACCAUCACUCCCCUCCAGAUGACAAGCUCCACAACCACAGGCGGCAAAACAGUCCAGCAGGAAAACUUCCUUUUUAUCGGAGGAAAUACACAAAGCGCGUUUCUGAAUAUGUCUACCUUGGCUCUGUUUUCUCUGCCUGAGGCCAGUUGGACUUAUAUUUCCGUAAGCUCGGAAGCGGAAUCCAGCAGGACCGAUCUGGCAAUCCGCGACGACAAUCAAAUCGAGCCGAGAUCCGGGCACAGUGCAGUGGCAUCUUUGGAUGGGAGCCAAAUCAUUGUUUUUGGUGGAUGGGUGGGUGACACCAGCACACCAGCUGAACCUCAGUUGCUGGUUCUCGAUGUCGGCGAGGAUUAUGGUGGCUCGGGGGAAUGGUCGUGGUCAACCCCAGAACCUACUGGCUCAGGACCUGCAAUAGGCUCAGGCAUUUAUGGUCAUGCAACAACAAUGCUUCCUGGAAAUGUGAUGAUGAUAUCAGGUGGCUAUGUCAUACCAUCAACGACGACAACAUCAAAACGAGAGUCGUCGACAAGCCUUCAGGCAAGCUCCCAGGUCUACCUAUACAACUUGACUUCAAACGCAUGGAUGUUCUCAUACACCAGCGUUAACUCUUCAAAUUCAAACACUGGUUCUGGUCCACUGGCUACCUCGGGAGAAAAAGCUGGACUAGGCGUGGGAGUAUCUGCCGGAGCCAUCGCAGUUGUUUGUGCCGGUUACUUCUUUUGGUCUCGUAAGCGCUGGCGAAACCGUCGUCGUAGGGAUCAAGAGCUACGCAAGUUAGCGCUCGGAGCAGAGCGUUCCAACAUUUGGAGUGAACCUGGGCUUGAAUCCAGCUACCGAGGGGAUGCCGCCCUGAGAAACACCAUCCUUGAGAAUCUAUACAACCCCGGGCCAAGUCAUCACUAUAGCGCAGUUCCGCCUUCAAAUAGUAGCACCGAAGCAGGAGUAGGGGCAGGAGCAGAAGGAAGUGGACUGCUGUAUGAAGUGCCAAGUCCACCUAGAGGGCUUCGUAGAAGCUUGUCCAAUCGACCUCAACGAAUACAGUCAGCAUUGUGGUACGAGGAUAACAGGAUCAGCUAUGGCACUGGCUCUAUUCACCCGAUUGACGAACGAGAAGAAUUCGAAAUGCCCCCCGAGCAGUCAUCGGAAAAGGAUCCAGAGAGCGAAAGCUCGAAAAACUCCUCGAGGUUUUCCGAUCCUUUCGUGGAUCCGCCCUCCCCUACGCGUGUAGUUGCGACUGUUGCCUUUCAUGAAAAGACAAUACCACGACAGCAGGAGAGUACGGCGAGUGCAUCAGUACGCGAAGGAAAAACUCGAGCUAUUUCUCCAGAGAAGAAUGACAGAACACAUUCUGAUUUAUCCGACUCGUCCAGGUCUGGAAUCUCGGAAUUGUCAAUUCAACGAUCUGACUUUGCAUCUCAAAGGCCGUCAACUCAUCUUUUUCAGUCGGCGAUACCAACACUAGAACCCUCAUCGUCGUUAAAUUAUGGUAAUAGCACAGCCAGUGGACGUAGUUCCCCAGAGAAGGCAUCCUUGCAAGCAAUUCGAGCCGAGAUUCUGGACAGUGGUAUGAGGUGGCCAUUUGAACAAUCAGACUCCUUCUCAACAUCUUCCAGUCCGCACAAACGGUCACGAUCAGCUAUGGAGGGGGACACUCUCUUGGGAUCAGGACCUGAGUGGUCAACGCCGCCCGAAUCUCCUACAAGGCUGUCUCAGACAGACAGAGAAAGCAAACACAGCAGCAGUAGCGGCAAUAACAACAAUAGCAACUCUUUGACAUGGAUGGGAAGCAUCCGGAAGACACUAUCGACUGCCAGAAGGGCCGUCCUUGGCAAUAACCUCGACGACGAGGCGGAGAAGAAUCCUGCAAUGUUGGAAAUUACAUCGCCUGUCGAUUUUGAUGAUGAGUCCUUGAAACUGUCAAGACGAGCAUCGAAUGCCUCCGACUCUAAUUUACGGCGCAAGCAAGGCCCCAAGGACUGGGCUGUAGAAGGCACCACACGAAACAGUUUAGCGUCGUCAUCGCUUCCAUCUCCAGCUCGUCGCUGCCGGCGUCGUAUGCAUGAGCAUGAGAAUAACAACAAUGAUGAUAAUGACGUUGACGACGCUUUUAAUGACGACAUGGAUAUUAUUGAUCCUGAUUAUGAUAAUGAUGAUGAUUAUGGCGAAGGUGACGGUUUCGAUGAAGAAGAAGAUAAUUAUUCAGAAGACUGGGACGUCGAAGCUGCUGCAGAGGGACGUCUGGUUCAGAUAACUUAUACGGUUCCCAAGGAGAAACUGAGAGUUGUCAAUGCAGGAGUUGGUGAUCGCGUUAUUGGAGAUGCUGAUGAUGAUGACGACGAUGUUGCUGCUCCCUCCUCUGCUCAAGUAGUUAACCCCCAGGAAUCUGCAGAAGGGAAAUGA